Penicillium crustosum is the source of this 753-nucleotide messenger RNA. RefSeq lists its product as uncharacterized. The coding region runs from base 1 to 753 and encodes 250 amino acids. Lineage: Eukaryota; Fungi; Ascomycota; Eurotiomycetes; Eurotiales; Aspergillaceae. The record is from RefSeq and is a predicted model, not a curated record. The transcript has a single exon.
AUGACUGAAAGAUGGCAGAACCCAGGCGGCUGGGGAGCGAGACACAUUCAUGGCAUCGCCCCUUUCAAUCUAUGGGACGACCUUAACCGCAAAUAUCGACUACCAACGAAAGAAGAAUACCAGUGGAUUGACACCAAGUUCGAAUACAGAAGUAUCACGAUAUCCGGUUGGUAUAUAUGCAUCGAGACCAAUAACCCACCAAACCCAGUUCCUCUUACAAUCGGAUGUAAGCCAGCCAUAUAUAUCGGAAUUAACGAAACUUUCCCCGAGCCCUUACCAAAGGCACCGUAUUCCAACCCACAAAUACCAGACCCUUGUCCUCAUCUGCACUUGCGGCGAAUGGAAUUCCCAACAGACGCAGACAACAUCGCCCUCCUCAAAGCGUUGAAGCCGCUAGCUAAUGUACGUGCGGUUGUGUAUCUACCUUUGUGGACUGUGGUCGAGCUUGAAUACGGAGACAACCGUGUUUAUGAACGGAUAUCACUCCCGGGGACUGUUGCUAGUCGCACAACUAUGUAUCAUCAUGCAGAAGCGCCCUUCUACAGCUCGAUGAGGAAUCUGACUGCAACCCUACAACUUGAUCUAUCUGGUCAAGAGGAACCGCCGCGGAUGUUAUUGCAAGGAAAACAUAUCAAGUCAGGGUCAUGGACUGAGGUUAAUGGCAUGGGUUCGGGCUUAGUGAGCUUGAUAUCAUACGGGAAGUUGUUUCGGAAGCCCACGUAUGGAUACCCAGAUAUUCCUUUUGAUCGGUGA